AUGUGGUCAAGAUCAUACUUGAAAAUCUGGGGAGUGUUUCAAUUUGAACAGAAUUUACUAUGUAAGUUAGCCGUUGAUUUAGCAGAAUUUUUCAUCGAACAAGGUGAUGAACUCAAUUCAAGAGGUGACAGGACACUAGCACUACAGAAUUAUGACAGAUCACUCAAAUUGUAUGAUAUCGUUGAUGAACAUUUAGCAGCAAGGUUAGAAUCGUCUGGUGGCUAA
Molecule: messenger RNA, 225 nt
Organism: Didymodactylos carnosus
Lineage: Eukaryota; Metazoa; Rotifera; Eurotatoria; Philodinida; Philodinidae
Source: the annotation of a GenBank genome assembly